CGCAAUAUGAUGGUCAAUGCUUAUUUGAUGUUGAUGGUGGUCUUGCUGUGGGCUGGAACAUUACCUGUGGCCAGUCUUGAAAAUCAAGAUCAGAUGCGAAGAAUGUUUUGGGGAAAAUCUGUGUGUAAUAGGUAUAUACUACCUGUGAACGCUGUGUGGAUACAGAGAGCUAGAUGUGAGGACAAUAAACAGUUUCAAUGUCCAACAGGCUUUAAAUCCCAGGUUCAGACAACGUGUAGAAACGGAUUAUGGCAUUUGGAACCAACUUGUCAAGAUUGUUACAAGUAUACCAAGGACAGGUUUGCGGCUGUCGAUAUCUUGAACGGAUUCUUAAAUAAAACUCAGGCAGAAUGUGAUGAUUUAUGUUCUGGAAAUGGCCAAUGUAGUUCUUUUGUUGUAAACUUUGCCAAGGACUGCCUUCUGUUUUCACCCCCGAUCUUCUUUGCGUCCUACAACACCACUUUGGCCCAGUGUGUAGAUGAAUGUUCCAAGCUGGACGACUGUUUGUCGUUUAGUCACGUUGGUGGAAGUGGACGAUGUUUUAUUUUUAAUGCUACUAUAAGUAUAGUAAACAACACUGCACCAAUCAGAAGUUUUUCUGGUGAUACCCUAGUAGAAAAAAUCUGUCCAACUAUUCUUUAAAAGUUAUCCUCGAUAUUUGUUAUAUUUAUUUAUUCCUAUUAAAAAUUAUGUAUU
Molecule: messenger RNA, 696 nt
Organism: Lottia gigantea (owl limpet)
Lineage: Eukaryota; Metazoa; Mollusca; Gastropoda; Lottiidae
Exons: 3
Coding region: 7-642 (211 amino acids)
Source: RefSeq, a predicted model, not a curated record